AUGCCGGAGGGAGGCACGGAGCCCGCUGCCGGGGCCGCCGAUCCCGGUUCCACCGCCCAGGACCCCCGCUGGCUGCUUCCUGGCGCCCACCAGCCCUCCUGUUCCUCAGCUCCGCCGAAGCCCACCGUGUUGGGGGUCGUACCUUCCCGGCCCCGCCGGCGGCCGCCUCCCCAGUGCCCACACCGCUGCUCAGACUGCGACAAGGCCUUCUCCUACCCGUCCAAGCUGGCUACACACCGGUUGGCGCAUGGCGGAGUCCGACCCCACCCGUGCCCAGACUGCCCCAAGGCCUUCUCCUACCCCUCCAAGCUGGCUGCCCACCGCCUCACGCACCAUGCCACAGACGCCCGCCCACACCCCUGCCCGCACUGCCCCAAGGCCUUCGGCCACCGCUCCAAGCUGGCUGCACACCUCUGGACCCACGCCCCCUCACGCCCCUACCCGUGCCCCGACUGCUCCAAGUCCUUCUGUUACCCCUCCAAGCUGACGGCCCACCGCCACACGCACCAUGCCACAGACGCCCGCCCCUACCCCUGCCCACACUGCCCCAAAGCCUUCUCCUUUCCCUCCAAGCUGGCCGCCCACCGCCUUUGCCACGACCCUCCUGUGGCGCGUGGCCAGGCCUCAGGCCGCCAUCGGUGCUCCAGCUGUGACCAGGCUUUUGGCCAGAGAUGCCUGCUGCUCCUCCACCAGCGCGGCCACCAGGCCAAGGGCCAGGGCAAGAGAGAGCUCAGCCUCCCUCUGCUGCCAGGUGUGCUGUGCACAGAACACUGGUGGUACACAAUGCAGAUGGGAGUGGUCUAG
Molecule: messenger RNA, 804 nt
Organism: Ochotona curzoniae (black-lipped pika)
Lineage: Eukaryota; Metazoa; Chordata; Mammalia; Lagomorpha; Ochotonidae
Gene: ZNF575
Product: zinc finger protein 575
Biological process (GO): regulation of transcription by RNA polymerase II
Molecular function (GO): RNA polymerase II cis-regulatory region sequence-specific DNA binding; DNA-binding transcription factor activity, RNA polymerase II-specific
Source: RefSeq, a predicted model, not a curated record